Molecule: messenger RNA, 729 nt
Organism: Didymodactylos carnosus
Lineage: Eukaryota; Metazoa; Rotifera; Eurotatoria; Philodinida; Philodinidae
Source: the annotation of a GenBank genome assembly
AUGGAAACUCCUAAACGUGGUGUAACAAAUUCAAUCAAUGCAUCAACAACGCCCUUAAACGAAUCGUCAGGUGGUGUAGCAUUUGAAGUUUUACUCCAAGAAUCACCAAGACAAAAUGCCAGUCAAACGUUACGGUUUUUAUCUCCUAGUAUUCGUGCUAAUACAAGCAAUAACAAUAGUUUUUCGAAUGAUAAUCUACCAAAAGAUACAUUAACACCAGAAAGUAUUAGUGAAAAAUUAAAACGUGCUGAAGAACGUCGUUUAUCAUUAGAAAAAUUACGAUCAAACUUAUUAGCAACAGAAAACAGUAAACCAAAUGAAGUAAUCAAAAUAAAAGAUCAACGUCAAGAAGAAUUUAAAAAGAUGACUGAAGAAAAAUUAUUGAAGAAAUUAGAAACAUAUAAAGAAAAUCGCGAAAAUGUUUUGCAAUUAAAAAUUCAAAAUGUGAAAGUUUAUGAAGAACAACAUUUUCAACAAUAUCAAAAAAAUUUGGAUAAAUUAGAAGAAGAACGAAAAUUAUUACAAGAAAAAAUUAAUCAAAAAUUAGAAGUAGCAGAAAAUAAUCGUCAAGAACAAUUAGAAAAAUUAUUAGAAAAAUUAGCUGAACAUGACAAAAAAAUUGAUAAAGCACGAGAAAUGAUUAAGCACAUGUCAGAUAAUAGUAAAAAUGAAGCUAUUAAUGCUAUUGUUACUGUUAGCGAUGCAGAUGAUGAUAUGAUAACAAAAUAA